AUGGCGUCUUCGCAGGCUCGCCCCCUGGAGGGCAAGUUUGGCAUCGUCACGGGAGCAUCACGGGGCAUCGGCGAGGCCAUCGCCCGCAACCUGGCCAGCAAAGGCUGCUCGUUGCUGCUCAACUACACGUCCGACUCGUCGCGUGCCCGCACCGAAGAGCUCGCUGCCUCGCUGUCGACAGAACACUCGGUUCGAUGUGCAGUCGUCCAGGCUGACCUGGCCGACCCCGAGCGCGGCACCGCCACCAUCCUGUCUGCGGCCAAAGAGCACUUCACGAACCCUGACACGCACACCCUCCGCAUCGACAUCCUGAUCAACAACGCCGGCGUCUCGCAGGACCGCCGGCUCAACGACCCCGUCAAGGGCCCCAUCACGCCCGACUACUUCCACUGGCACUACAACAUCAACGUGCUCGCCCCGCUGCUGCUCACCCAGGCCUGUGUGCCCUACCUGCCCACCGACCGCUCCGGCCGCAUCGUCAACAUCUCCAGCGUGUCGUCCAGCCUGGGCUUCGUCGGCCAGUCCGUGUACGGCGGCACCAAGGCUGCCAUCGAGGCCAUGACGCGCACCUGGUCGCGCGAGCUGGCCGACCGCGCCACCGUCAACGCCGUCAACCCGGGCCCCGUCAUCGGCGACAUGUACUUCUUGACCGGCGAGCAGUUCUGGAAAGACAUGCAGGGCUGGCAGGACAACACGCCGCUGAGCAAGGUCGACCCGGAGGGCAAGGACCUGGCCGGCGUGGACGAGGAGAAGGUUCGCCUGAUUUACGAGAAGAUGGGUGGUCGUCGACCAGCGUUUACCAGCGAGAUUGCUGGCGUCGUGGCAAUGCUGUGCACGCCCGAUGCGGCGUGGUGUACGGGGAGCGUGGUUAAUGCCAACGGGGGGAUGAAGUUCACUGUAUAG
Rasamsonia emersonii CBS 393.64 is the source of this 903-nucleotide messenger RNA. RefSeq names its product 3-oxoacyl-[acyl-carrier-protein] reductase. The transcript has 2 exons. The coding region runs from base 1 to 903 and encodes 300 amino acids. NCBI's taxonomy places the organism in Eukaryota, Fungi, Ascomycota, Eurotiomycetes, Eurotiales, Trichocomaceae. Gene Ontology annotation, molecular function: oxidoreductase activity, acting on the CH-OH group of donors, NAD or NADP as acceptor. The record is from RefSeq and is a predicted model, not a curated record.